CAGUUUGCCGGCGAGGCUCUGAACCUUGUCUUGAAGCAUGCCAUCAAGGAGCAACGACCUUCGUACAGUCUUGCAACUGGAUAUGGCUUUCCGUCCUCGCAUAGCCAGUACAUGGGCUACUUUGCGUCAUUCCUCAUGCUGCAUCUGCACACCAGGCACCGAUUUGCGUCGAGCGGUAACAGGCUGCUGGACAACGCGUGGCGGUUUGUGGUCUAUACCGGAAUCUUGGCUUGGGCGCUAGCGGUGGCGUAUUCCCGGUAUCAUCUCCAGUAUCACAGUGUGCCGCAGAUCCUCUGGGGCCUCGGUAUCGGCGCGUUUCUCGGGGUCUUUGUGUACACGUGUUCCGAGUGGGUACCACGUCACUGGCCGGAAUCGACGCUAGGCCAGAUCAAGGUAUUCCUGCUGGAAAACCCGGUAUGCACGUGGCUCCAGCUCCGCGAUGGAUGGGACGUCUGGGCAGACGGAGGAAGGGAGACAGAGUGGCUCCGCUGGAGAUCUGAAUGGGAAAGGCGCCGGCUGCGUCGCACCAAAGCUGAUUGAAUUGUGUUAUCUCAUCUGGAUUAGAGUAGGUCAUCGCUGCAAAUCUGCCUCGUGAAUUUCGACCAGACUUCAGUGACUUGAACAGAACAUUUCGGUGCAUCUACAAAGUUUGAGCUCCAGUGCACCGCACCUUCCAGUCUCAACUUUUAUGCAAAUGCAUUGUGACUUGACUCGG
Molecule: messenger RNA, 715 nt
Organism: Mycena citricolor
Lineage: Eukaryota; Fungi; Basidiomycota; Agaricomycetes; Agaricales; Mycenaceae
Source: the annotation of a GenBank genome assembly